AUGGUACGAUUGACGAUAACACCCGCCUUAGCCGAAGGUCAACAGAAGCUGGCUGAGGUCAGAUUCGGACGGCGAAUCGCGGCGACACCAGAGGACACAGAGCAGGAAACCACAGCAGGUACUGUCAGCAAGACUGCGGCGACAGCCAAAGCCGAAGAGCCGACUCUUGGCGAUUAUGUGAUCGGAGACCCCAUCACGCACAACCAGAUAUUAGAUUUGUGGAAAAGUCUGAAGACGGAAGGCAUCGAGGGAUUCGGUUUGGAGGGACUGUUGCGAGGCGCCAGGGUCUACACACCCCCGCCACCUCCGAAGCCUGAACCAUCCGCCGAGUACAAAGCCCUGAUGGCCCGCCUGCGACGCGAGGAAGAAGAACGAACAUACCAGCGAAUGAUGAAGCAACCGUCCCGAAUGGAGGCCUUUUCCCAGCAGUUUCCCAGCGCCGCUGCCCGAGCACACGCCUUUGCCGAAGUAAACCGCCCUAUGAACGAAGCAGACAAUGGCGAUGACGAAGUGACGCUCGGGGACGUGCAGAAGCAGAUGAUGGUCAUUCUCAACUUUCUUAUAAGCAUCAUUGGUGUCGCGGCCACCAUCUGGAUAGCAGCUCGAUGGUGGAAUGUCACUGCUCGAAUAUUCUUGACGCUUGGAGGCGCCAUUCUAGUCUUAAUAGCAGAGGUCGCCGUGUACUCGGGCUAUGUUUGGAGGAUAGGGGAGGCCAAGUCCAAGACGAAAGAACCGGAAGAAAUCAGAGAGGUGAUGCAGUCAUGGGUGCUUGGUAAGGAGAGCAAGGGCGGGCCAGCCGGAGAAUCGACUAUCCUUCUUGAUACGAAAUCGCAAGAUACAGACGAAGGCAUACGGCGAAGACUAAAGGGGCUCUCCCAGCGGUCUGGACCCGAUUCUACAAGAACAACAGCCAACAAGAGACGAACCCUCAAAACUUACAGCAAACGCACGCGCGCCGCUGAUGAAGAAGUCGGCUCUCUCCUGUUCAAGAAGCGCAAACCCGAGAUCGAACCAGCAACGCGGACGCCAGACCUCCCACGGCUUCCUCCCGCUCAAUCUGCACCGCCACCAAGCAGUAUACCCAAGAGUUCGAUCCUAAGCUACUUCAAACCCUGCCGAUCAAGCUCGGCCACUGAAGCCUCCGACCCCUUGUCCGACUCGGAAAAGCUGGUCAACACCCCGCCUUCAUCACCUCCCGUUUUCAGAAAGAUCAAGGAACCCCGUCGUCUGAGGCUACGACACAGCACGCCACUGUCACAUUCGUCGGACCCUUUGGAGGGUGAGAAGGACGAGAUUGAAGAAAGUUGUAUUGUUGUCGGACGGAAACCACGCCACGCUCGCAGGACGAGGGCACGAGGCGCCCCAGAGCUGCAAGAUGCCGACGAAAACAAACUGAACGAGCUUCCCGACCUCGGAAAGAUCGAAAACCAGGCUAGGCCGAAGAAACCUCCCUCCCGAUCAAAGCCUGUUCCGACUGUUCAGACGACCAUCAAUCUCUCGUCGAAACCUACUUUUAUGGAGUGUAAGACAUGCCGGAUCGUGUACAACCCGCUGCACCCGGCAGACGUAAAAUACCACGCUCAACGGCAUGCAGCCUUCCUUCGGGGCAGGUCGAAGAAAGCAUGA
Molecule: messenger RNA, 1626 nt
Organism: Colletotrichum costaricense
Lineage: Eukaryota; Fungi; Ascomycota; Sordariomycetes; Glomerellales; Glomerellaceae
Exons: 4
Coding region: 1-1626 (541 amino acids)
Biological process (GO): vacuolar proton-transporting V-type ATPase complex assembly
Cellular component (GO): endomembrane system
Source: RefSeq, a predicted model, not a curated record